This is a messenger RNA of Beauveria bassiana ARSEF 2860, 1101 nucleotides long. RefSeq lists its product as uncharacterized. The coding region runs from base 1 to 1101 and encodes 366 amino acids. NCBI's taxonomy places the organism in Eukaryota, Fungi, Ascomycota, Sordariomycetes, Hypocreales, Cordycipitaceae. The transcript has a single exon. The record is from RefSeq and is a predicted model, not a curated record.
AUGAGUGAGACAAGCCACAACAGCGGCAAACCUCGUACACGACAACGAGUUUACAAAACGCCACCGCAACUUGAUGUGCCUGAUAUUGAAGAUGAUGCCGCAGAAAGGAAGCGCGUCUUGAAUGUGCUGGCUCAACGCAGAUAUCGUAAGAUUGGCGCUAUCCAUUGCCUGACACGGACUAACAGCAACGCAGGUGAGAAGAAGAGACGGCGUCAGCUGAAACAACAGUCACAGGAUGAGCCCGAGGGCGAGGCCAUUGAAAGUCUACCAGGAGAACCAGUGGGGAGCGAACCAAGUGCUCAUAUCAGCUGCGCCCCGGAGCCGUUGAGUAUUGACAGUAUAAGUGGUAUCGAUGACGGUUGGCCUGGAUCGCUCGGCAUGUCGGUGACACCGUUGCUUCUCAACUCAAAUAUCGAGUCCAGUCCCGUGCAGGCACAAAAUAAUUGGAAUACUCUACAUACCUCGUUGAAUCCAGCUGGGGACCUUUUCUCGCUGGACUUUUUUACGCCAACGUCGAACCCCGGCUCACCGCCAUCCUUUGAUACCAGUCCCAAGAGCGUCAAUUCUGAUGGCAGCCUCUCUGACAGCUAUCUUUUGCCAGUCUAUGAGCUGACGCUUCUCAAAGGCCUGCUACGCAUAGCUGAACGCCUUGGUUCGCCCAAAGACGUCUGGAGCCUGACUUCGCAGUCUCCAUUUACCAAAGGAGGCGGCACGCCUGCUCAUCAGCUGCCCCCAACAUGGCAGCCGACAGCGACGCAGAUUAUGAUGCCUCAUCAUCCAUUUUUGGACUUUUUGCCUUGGCCAAGUGUGCGAGACAAGGUGAUUGACAUUUUUUCGCUUCCCGAAGGUUCACGGCCACCAAGCGCGGCUGGGCCGACGGGUCUGGCCAACCUGGCCUACGAUAUCGAGGACAAUUCGGAAGGUGUACGGAUAUACGGGGACGAUCCGUAUGAUCCGGCUUACUGGGAGGUGGGACAAGUGUUCUUUCAGCGGUGGUGGUUUCUAUUCGACAGGGAUAUCAUCGCGACGAGUAAUCGCUGGAGAAGGCUCCGCGGCGCGCCGCCACUUGCCAUCAAGGCUGCUGGCGAGGAAAAAUUCUGA